This is a messenger RNA of Larimichthys crocea (large yellow croaker), 894 nucleotides long. RefSeq names its product rhophilin associated tail protein 1-like (gene ropn1l). NCBI's taxonomy places the organism in Eukaryota, Metazoa, Chordata, Actinopteri, Sciaenidae. The transcript has 6 exons. The coding region runs from base 142 to 789 and encodes 215 amino acids. The record is from RefSeq and is a predicted model, not a curated record.
AAGAAGAAGAACGCCGUUGCUAUGCGACAGUGUGGCAACACACUCACCCGGUCCUUGGUUCACAUCAUUUGAGCUAGCAUCCACAUUUUAACUUAAGAUCUCCGUGUUUUUGUGUCCACCUUAUUACCCACUGCUCCAGCCAUGCCUCCUCCAGACACAAUGUACUGUGCCCAGCAAAUCAACAUCCCUCCCCAGCUGCCAGACAUCCUCAAAAACUACACCAAGGCAGCCAUCCGUACGCAGCCAAAGGAUUUGCUGCUGUGGUCUGCGGCAUACUUUAGUGCGCUGUCUAAAGGAGAGUGUCUACCUGUUAAGGAAAGGCUGGAGAUGAAUGUUGCCACCCAGAAGACGGACACUGGUCUGACUCCAGGUCUACUUAAGAUUCUCCAUAAACAGCUGUCCCCCGGGCCAACAUGCAGCCAGGAGGAUCUGCAGAAGAAAUGGACGGGUCUAUGUCUACCCAUGGACCAGCUUGAGUCCCUGCUGUCACUGGGCGGCUUCGGCUCAGAUAUUGACUGGAUGGACUUUUUUGCACUGGGCUGCAGUGCUCUGGGAGGGACCCUCAUGAGUUCCCUGAAGGUUGCCUGUGAGAUCCUGACAGAGGAUGAGGAGGGCGGUGCUGCAAGGAUCCCGUUCGACAUCUUUGUCAACCUUUACACUUACCUGGCCCAUCUGGAUGGGGACAUGCCACAGGAUCACAUUGACAAGUUCCUCAGCAGCCUGCAGCCUCAAGUCAACAAGCAGAACGGCAUGAUUCAGGUUUCCAACUUCUACAUCAGCAGGAAGUGAGGGAAAGGAGAGACGGAAAGCAAUGGAAGCCAGGAAGGAAGGAAUAGAAGUAACAAAAUGACAGUGUUCAAUUAAUAAAUGGGCCUGCUAACGCUCCUUCAAGCA